Molecule: messenger RNA, 918 nt
Organism: Penicillium daleae
Lineage: Eukaryota; Fungi; Ascomycota; Eurotiomycetes; Eurotiales; Aspergillaceae
Exons: 2
Coding region: 1-918 (305 amino acids)
Source: RefSeq, a predicted model, not a curated record
AUGAAAGGCGACCCACAGCCCAUUGAUGGACAUGAGGAAGUAUACCCCCUACACAAGCUGGACGAUAUCAAGAGUUUUCGCAAUCAUGUGAUAUGGAUGAUGCGAUUCAAUGACGUCCUUGACGCCGAAAAACUGGCCGAUGCCUUGUCAAGGCUGCUUGAGAUUGGAGAUUGCAAAAAGCUCGGCGGGCGGUUGAGAUUCAAGGCGGACGGAAAAUUGGAAGUCGUCUUGCAAAAGCCAUCGACGACUGGAGAACGGCAUGUGUUUUUCACUCACGAUUCUUACGAGAUGCGAAUCCAAGACCACCGACUAGCCAGUCGUUUACCAAAUGCUACUGAUGGACCAUCCACUCAUCUCGUCUCGGAAGACUUUCAACCUUUUAUUGCUCGUCCGAAUUUUCCAACUUUUGAUCAGUCGAUACGAAGAAAUGAGCCUCAAAUUUCGCUACAUGUCACCUCCUUCAAAGAUGCGACGCUUGUCGCUCUUUUAUGGCCUCAUGUGCUGAUGGAUGCCUCAGCCGGAGAGGCCCUCUUAUCUGGCUGGUCAUCAGUGUUGACAGGGCGCGAAAGGGAUAUUGUUGUAGUGACAGGCGCACAAGAUGAUAUCCUUUUGCAAGCAGCGAUGUCAAAAAAGGCAGAGACUAGCGAAAAGUUUAAGCUCGAAAAGAAUCGUCUGACUAGUGGGACUCCUUAUUUUUCAAUUGCGAUGUCUGUGGGACAAGUUCUGGAUUCUCCUCUACAACAGCGAGCUGUAUUCAUACCUGAGGCCGUUCUCAAUAAACUCAAAGCUGAGGUUCGCAAGGAAAUUGCAGAAGGCAGCGAGAAUGUGCCAUUUGUCAGCGAAAGCGACAUACUGAUCGCGUGGAUAUGUCAAGUAGUUCAUCUACUAUGGCGAGACCCGGUCCAGUGGCAAUUAUGA